AUGGAUACCCCGCCUAUUCCUAAGCCUAGAAGCGCAUUUUUACCUCAAAAUGAUCCACUAAAACAGCCCGUUCCACUGCCUCGUACUAAAGUACCUCCCAAUGAUCGAGGUUCGGCUUCAGAAAUUCUUCGAUCGAUAAGUUCAGUUUCAAAACAAUUAACAGAAGAUGUGGCCUCGAAGCUUAGCAGCUCCGCAAAGUCCGCUAAUGAGAAGAUAGAAAAAUCGAUAAUAGACGGGUCGAGGUUCGCCAGAGGUACAUUAGAAAAAACCAUUACAACAUCUCGCGCUGUGAGAGAUUCCGUUACUAAGUCUGUGAUUGAGGGCACACGGUCUGCCGGCCUCAAGUUACGACGCUCAACGAAACCUGACAGUAUAGAAGAACCAGAUCAGAGAUGUGUGUCCAUGCCUGUUGUAGAUGUGAGUUUAUUUGAUAAUAUUCAGUUUCAUUCACCUUUGUUAGAACAGAAGAGAUAUAAAAAUGAAGAUGACACUGAAACGGCAGACAUACCUCCUCUUCAGCUGAAUGCUAGACAUUUAGAUGAUAUGUCGUUAUUUUCUAAUCAUUCUGACACUAAUACAGAUACUGUCAGUAACUUUUCUCAUGAUAGCAGAGAAUUAGAUGACAAUUCCAAUGAGCAUCUAACCUAUGAUACUCCCAAACCUUCAAGAACUAACAGCAUUGUGAGUUUUGGAUCAUUCCCAGAAAUACCAGAAAGAAGAAAAAAUAGAGAGUCUGUUGAAGUAAUGAGACAAAACUCCAUGUAUGAAAAUUGGACUCUUCCAUUUCAAGCUAAAAAGGAAAAUAAAACAAAAGAUGUUGAAUUGGUUACAGAAAAUACAUCAAGACCAAGUAAAAGUACAAUAUAUGAAUUUGAUCCUUUGCAUAAAAGUAGUACAAGCUCAAAGUACCAAGGAGUUAGUAAUGAACUUUUGCUUCUUGAGUCAUUUCUCACUGGAGAUACAUAUGGUACCAUAGUCUCUAACGAUACUAAUGAUGAUAAGUUUAAUUUUGAUGAGAGUGAUUAUUUUAAUCCUCCAACACCACCUGAGAGAUUUGAUAGUUUAUUCCCUGAAGAAAAGCCAACUGAAAGGGUGCAAAAUAGAGAUAAAAACUCAAAUUGGUUUGUGUCAGAUUCUGAUUCUAAAUCGAUUACAGAAGACGAAACAAAGCAAUCAAAUUCAGUUAUACAAAGAUUCUCAAGAAGGCUGAAGUUAGACAAUGUUCUUAACAAAUCAACUAAACAAACAUUACCAAAGAUAGAAGUGGUCGAAAGGCCUCCUGUUCACACUCAGCCUGUGCCAUACUUCAGUGGCAUCCUUAUGAAGAUAGUGUCUGGAGUAGUAGAAGACUUAUUUAAAAAUUCACAAUCUCGGUAUUGUGUUUUAUCUGAUCAGAAGUUAAUGUGUUACACAGACCCUACAAAUUCAAUCCUUAAAGAGGCAUACACACUCGAUAACAUUUAUUCAAUUCAAAUAGUCUUGCCACUAUCUUCUAGCACUACCAGCAACUCAUAUUGCUUCGAGUUGUCUGUCUCAUCUGGAGGGAUCCGGAACACACCGCGCAAGAUCCUGUUCAGCUGUGCGAGUGCUUCUGAACGUCGACAUUGGGCACAGAAAUUUGUAGAGCAUCUCACAAACAACUUUUCAACAAACCACACUUCGGAGAUUACAAGAUGCGGAUGGUGUUAUCUUAAGGAAGGGGUAUCCGGAGAAUGGCGUGGCGCUUGGCUGAUACUUGUACGACGUGUCUUAGUCUACACGACCAAAGACUCUAAUGUAUGCACCGUAGAUCUUAGGAAGACAAGAUGUGUCGUAACUCAAGAUGCCGAUGAUGAGAGCAAACAGUUGUGUCCGGCGGAUUGCAGCAGCAAUCUGUUGCUGGAUUGUCCCCACACAACUCUUUAUUUAAGAUUCCCGCACGAUCGAGAGUUAAAGGGCUGGCGAUACAUGAUCAAGUUGGCGUCUUACAAUAACGGUUCACAUAUACAUCACCAGCAGCUCACCAAAGAGGACGUGCCGGCCGUCGUCGACAAAUGCCUAAGUUUUAUUUACGCUCACGGAAGUCUCACUGAGGGCAUAUACCGUCGAGCGGGUAGCAGUUCAGUAUUGUCUGAGCUGCUCGCCAGGUUCAGGAGGGACUCGUGGUCGGUCCAGUUGAGUCCCGGUCAACAUUCGGAGCACGACGUCGCCGGUGUACUAAAAAGAUUCUUUAGGGAUCUACCAGAGUCACUUAUACCUAAGGACAAUCAUCAGGUUCUGAUCGGCGCGCUCGAAAUGAAAGAUGAGACGUCCCGCCACGCGGAGUACCGCCGUGUGAUGUCGUCCCUAUCUCUGGUCCCUCGGAACACGGCCCGGAAGUUGUUCGCUCAUCUACAUUUCCUGCACACGAUGUCGCACGCGAAUAAAAUGGGCGCAGAAAAUUUGGCUUCCGUUUGGGCGCCCACAAUAAUGCCGACCGCUUUGACCAGCAACAACUUGCAAACGGCCUGGUCGUCGAAAGAGGUGCUAGUCGUUAGAGAUCUGAUCGCGAACUUCGAAGCGAUAUGGGAGCCUACUGAAGCGGAGAAGAGACGCGAGGCGGCCGUCAGGAGAGUACUGAUGAGGGUGCUGAGUAAUUCAGCUCCGGCGCCGCACAGGGCCGCCGGCGACCUCAAGGCCUGGAUCCACGUGAACGACAGGAGUCAGUGCUAUCAAGUGGCGCUCACCCCUAACAAGACAAGCUCCGACGUAUGCAUAGAGCUAUGCGAGAAGGCCAAAACCGAAUCGCAUCUGCUGAUGCUCGAAGAGGUUGUGUGUAACGAGUCGAUGCGUCGUAUAGUGCACAUCGACGAGAUCGUACUAGACGUGGUGCUCAGGUGGGGAUAUUGGGACGAGGACGACAGAAAGGAUAAUUAUUUGCUGGUGAGAGAUAAUAAAACGCUUCAGGAUAUGGAUUCGUUGAGACAGACCACGUCGCUUGUGUGCGGCGAAAUGAGGUUCGCAAAUGAAUCGAUGAAGACAUUCAAACAGCACAUGUUCGAGCUGCAGAAUAGAUGCUUGUGUUACUUCAAAGAUAAACAGGGUUCGCAGAAAAUCGAAGAAUGGAACGUCAAAGAUAUCCUAUGGUACAUCGGCCACGAACCGAAACGUAAUCCACAAACCCGUUGGGCGAUCACCUUUAUACCGAGGAAUAAAGAAAAAAGGAGCAAAGAGAAACCGUGGUUCGGUAAGACAAUAGCCGGCGCGGUAACGGAAGAUCAACUAAAGUGGAUGUCGGCACUGAUGUUCGCCGAGCACACGAGCAUACUACCAACGCCUCGACUGGUUAUAACAUAGUCAAUUAUUCAUAAAAUACCUUUUAAGCAUGAAUUAUCAAAAAGAUGUACCAGGUCGGAUAUAUUGCCAUUUCCAAAGUACUUGUGAUUCAGUGUAUAUUUUUCUUGGCCUUUUUUAAUAUAUCUUUAAUUAUAACUUAAAAUAUUAAUUUUUGGUCUGAAUCGCUCCGACCUUGUGCAACUAAUGUUGAAUGAAAAUAAGAAAUUUUACUCUUGUAAAUAAAUAAGUAUAUUGUUUGGCCCGUGUCUGAGCUAGCUGCUUAUCGAGACGAAUAUAUGACGUCACAUAUUUGAAAUGCACGCGAUAUUAGCAAUCCGAAAUCGGUCCUGCGAUUUAUCGUUAAGUAAUUCUUAAUUAAACACGUAUUUGAACGUCAUAAACAAAGAUGCCACUAUGUGAUGCAUUAGUUCGUCAAUAUUUUAUUAAAUCAUGUAACUUUUAUUACAUUUUUAUUUUAUUAAAACGUCACGGAUUUAUCGCUGGCAAUGAUACGUUGCCUUUAAAAGAUUCCGUAUUGUUUUGUAACAGCUUCAAAUCGGGGAUUCCAUCGACUAUUUCCAAUAUCGCAUACGAUAGACUGCUGAUUUAAAAAUGUAAAUUAAAUUGUAAAAAAAAACAUAAUUUAUCCCACAGAGAACCCGAUGGAUAUUAUUGAACUAGAAAGACAAUCAUCGAAACGGCUUUUUAAAUUAUUCAAGUGAUUUUAGUAAAAUUACCACAAAAAAAACCUUGCAGUCCUGUUAUUGGCCAUCGUCAUAUAAAUCUUGUCUGCUAUGACUUUAGCAUCUCAGCUGUCAGCUGUCAUCUGUCGCUCGAGCUAGGUUUCCAUUACUAUUCCUCCUAAAAGGGCCACUACAUUAUUAUAAAACUGUCGAUUGACUAUCUAUGACAGCAUAUUUUUUUUAAUGUGUGUUUUAUGUAAACAUAGUAAACAUAGAGUAUAACUACAUAAUAUGAAUAACAAAAAUUAUCAGUACAUAAAAUAAUCAUAAAUGUAAUUAUGUUUAUUUCGAACGUCACAAGAGUUAUCGAGUUCCUUAUGAUUUUGUAAUAAUUUUUUUAAAGAACUAUCUU
Molecule: messenger RNA, 4389 nt
Organism: Bombyx mandarina (wild silkworm)
Lineage: Eukaryota; Metazoa; Arthropoda; Insecta; Lepidoptera; Bombycidae
Gene: RhoGAP15B
Product: RhoGAP_ARAP and RA_ARAPs domain-containing protein RhoGAP15B
Biological process (GO): signal transduction
Cellular component (GO): cytoplasm
Molecular function (GO): phosphatidylinositol-3,4,5-trisphosphate binding
Source: RefSeq, a predicted model, not a curated record